Molecule: messenger RNA, 982 nt
Organism: Bombyx mandarina (wild silkworm)
Lineage: Eukaryota; Metazoa; Arthropoda; Insecta; Lepidoptera; Bombycidae
Gene: Osi20
Product: DUF1676 domain-containing protein Osi20
Source: RefSeq, a predicted model, not a curated record
GGUCGAACGUUUAAUUAACCUUAUCUAAUGACAAAGUGAUUAACGAAAAUGAAUCGCGUGUGCAUCCUCUUAGCUUCGGUCGCCAUCGCGACCUCCUACUCCAUUAAGGACAACGAAAUCGAACUGCCGAGGCUACGGACGAGUGAUGAUUUGCUGGAUAGUGUUAUCAGUGAUUGUUUCGAAGCCGGAUCGCCCAUGGCAUGCCUCAAAGUGAAAGUUCUAUCAUAUCUGGACGACAAAGUCGGUGUUGGAUCGGAAUCGGGGAGGGCAUUGGACGAGACAAACAUCGACAAAGUCAUCUAUGAUCGGGUGGCGAGGAUUUUGGACACCAACGAAUUCAAGUUUAAACUGCCGGAGUUUAUGUUCCAAAACGCGCAGGUCUCUUACAGAGCCGACAGGGGAUUCGAUAUUGAAUUCCCUGAGAACAACGAGAACGGUGAAGCUCGCGGCCUCUUAAAGAAGAAGCUCCUGCUUCCCGUCCUGCUGCUCUUGAAGCUCAAGAUGAAAGCUAUCAUGCCGAUCCUGGUUUCGAUCAUCGGCAUCAAAGCUAUCAAAGCUCUGAUCCUCAGUAAGCUGGCCAUCACUUUGGUCGUUGGAUUCUUGGUUUACAAUCUUCUCUUGAAGAAAGGAGGAAUGCCAAUGAUGAUGGCUCCGACUGAAGCCCCUCCUGCGCCUCAGUACGGCCCGCCGGCAUCUCAAUACGGGCCUCCAGCUUCGACCCCAGCAGCGCCCCAGGAUUCUUACAGCCCACAAUGGGAGCCUGCAAGCUCUGGACCUUAUGCCAGAGUAUGGGACCCCUCGCAGCUGGCUUAUAGCUCAUACUAUCCCGGUGACUCAAGUUCCUCUGCAUCAGCGAACCAAUCGCCAAGCUACUCGAACGUCGCCUCCAUCUCAUCAUCAUCAUCAUCAUCAUCAGCUCCCACCUAUUAAUCCAAAUACCUCAUUUAAAAUACCCAUCGGACUGUCUUGUACAUAGCACGCA